AUGGCCACUGGUAUUUCAUCAACCAAUCUUUUUUACACAAAAUCUGAUGAAAUGCAUCUCGAAAUUUUCUGCCUCGUCUGGCUCGAUGCUGGUUCAAGCGCCAAAGACGGUCGUGAUACUGAACAACAAUUACGUUCCAUCAUUAAUCAUCUUAAGAAAUUUCAAGAUGUAUCCCAAUGUCAAAAGUAUAUUCAUGAACGAUCGCCAAAAGAACGAGUAGUUAUGAUUGUUAGUGGACAAUUGGGACGAGAAAUCGUUCCUUUCAUUCACAAUCUUCGACAAGUCAUAUCAAUUUAUGUCUAUUGUUUCGAUAAGAAACGUAAUGAACAAUGGGCUUGCAAAUAUGCAAAAGUAAGAGCCGUUGUGGUUGAACUUAAUGAACUCGUUUUUCGAAUUAAAGCUGAUCAUAAAAUUCAGAAAAUGGUCGAAGAGCCAUUAUCAAUUAAUAUUUUUACUAUAGGUGGCGACACAGGCAGUUCAACAACAGGUUUAAAUGGUGAAUUUGUUUUUUCACAAGUUCUGAUUGAUUGUCUUAUCCGAUUACGAUACACCGAAGCAGAUAAAAAAGAACUUAUUCAUCUUUGUAAACAACAAUAUAAAGGUAAUACUGUUGAGUUGAGUAAUGUUCGUGAAUUUCAAGACAAAUAUUCACCUGACAAGGUUUUAUGGUGGUACUCACGAGAAUCGUUUUUUUACAAAACUCUUAAUGCCGCUCUCCGUGCCCCAGCAGAUAUUCACACAAUAUUUUUGUUUCGUAACUAUAUCACUGAUAUUCAACAUCAAUUAGAAAAUCAUCAAGCUAAGGAUCCUGUUCGAGUUUAUCGAAGUCAAAUGAUAUCAACUAAUGAACUAGAAACUUUGAAGCAAUGCCGUGGUCAAUUCAUAUCCGUGAAUUCAUUUUUUUCAACCAGUAUUGAUAAACAACUAGCUCUAUCGUUUCUCAAGGUUCCUCAUGGUACAGAAAAUUUAGAAGCAGUAUUAUUUCAAAUUGAUGCCGAUCCUAGGAUGGGAAUUACAAAACCAUUUGCUGAUAUCACUGAAUAUAGUGAAUAUAAAGAUGAAGCUGAAGUGCUCUUCAUGCUUGGUUCUAUUUUUCGAUUGGACAGUGUCAAUCGAAGUAAACAUGGUCAAGUAUGGAUCAUACAGAUGACAUUGUGCAAUGAUGAUGAACAUGAUUUAAAACAAGUUCUUAUGGAUAUGAAAGAGCAAUUUGUGAGUGAAGAAACAAAUCUUCAGAAAUUAGGAAAAAUAUUAUUGGAGAUGGGAAAGCCUGAUCUGGCACAACAAUACUUUAUUCGCAUGUUAGAACAACUUUUACCCAAUGACCCUUUACGUAUUGAUUUGUAUUUGGAUCUUGGGACGCUUGAGUCAUAUGCCGGUCACUUGGACAAGAGUAUGGAAUGGCGGCAAAAAGCAAGUGCACUCAAAAAACAAAUUCAAUCUACUUCUUCUAGCGUUAGUAAACAAAAGAAUCCUAUUGUAAUUCCCAAUAUUCCAGCCGAUGCACGAUGGGCACAGAAUGGAGAAACCGUUGCUGGAGGCCACGGGCAUGGUAAUGCCACCAAUCAACUCUCGCACCCUGAAGGUCUCUUCAUUGAUGAUGAUCAAACGAUGGUCAUCGUUGACAACAAGAAUCAUCGUAUCAUCCAAUGGAAGAUGGGUGCUACGAAUGGACAAGUGGUAGCUGGUGGCAAUAGCUACGGAUAUCGAUUGGAUCAAUUGAAUGAUCCAACCGAUGUGUUGAUCGACAAAGAGACGGAUAGUCUGAUUAUUUGUGAUCGAGGAAAUCGACGAGUGGUACGAUGGUCACAUCGUAGUGGCACAACUGAAGGAGAAAUCCUCAUUGAUAACGUUCUAUGUUGGGGUUUGGCCAUGGAUGAUCAGAGAUAUCUCUACAUCUCUGAUAUCGAAAAACAUGAAGUAAGACGAUAUCAAAUAGGAGAUAAGAAUGGAACUCUUGUGGCUGGUGGUAAUGGCAUAGGUGCUGGCUUCAAUCAACUCAACAAUCCGUCGUACAUCUUUGUUGAUCGACAACAGACUGUCUACGUAUCAGACAACAACAAUCAUCGUGUGAUGAGAUGGGAUAAAGGUGCAAAAGAAGGAAUCAUCGUCGCUGGGGGUCAAGGCUCAGGAGAAUCUCUGAAAGAAUUAAGGAAUCCUAACGAACUCUUAGUUGACACAUUAGGCACCAUUUAUGUAUCAGACACUAACAACGAGCGCGUGAUGCGUUGGCCUAAAGGAGCAAAACAAGGCACUCUCAUUGCAGGUGGGAAUGGUGAUGGAGAAAAAGCAGAUCAACUCAAUAGUCCAAGAGGUUUGUCCUUCGAUCGACAGGGCAAUAUUUAUGUCGCCGACAUGAACAAUAAUCGUGUGCAACGAUUUUCUAUUAAAUAG
Messenger RNA from Rotaria sp. Silwood1, 2394 nucleotides. The record is from the annotation of a GenBank genome assembly. Lineage: Eukaryota; Metazoa; Rotifera; Eurotatoria; Philodinida; Philodinidae.